This is a messenger RNA of Acytostelium subglobosum LB1, 2598 nucleotides long. RefSeq lists its product as hypothetical. Gene Ontology annotation, molecular function: phosphoribosylamine-glycine ligase activity; metal ion binding; phosphoribosylformylglycinamidine cyclo-ligase activity. The record is from RefSeq and is a predicted model, not a curated record. Gene Ontology annotation, biological process: adenine biosynthetic process; ribosome biogenesis; 'de novo' IMP biosynthetic process. Lineage: Eukaryota; Evosea; Eumycetozoa; Acytosteliales; Acytosteliaceae. Gene Ontology annotation, cellular component: cytosol; nucleolus; ribonucleoprotein complex. Bases 1 to 2598 code for a protein of 865 amino acids. The transcript is spliced from 3 exons.
AUGGUGCCCGGAAAUGGAAGUGCUUCGACAUCGGGUGGCCGUAUCGUAAACUUGCCAGAGGUCGCUGUUAAUGCUACUGCUGUGGCAGAUGCCGCCGCACUUCAUAAUGUAGAGUUGGUCGUUGUUGGCCCAGAGGUGCCACUGGUCGAUGGUAUUACUGACGGCUUGAAGCGCCGUGGACUGCGUGUGUUUGGCCCAAGCCAACGCGCCGCCGAAAUCGAGGGCAGCAAGGUGUUCUGCAAGGACUUCUUUGCCCGCCACAGCAUCCCCACCGCCCGCUACAGCACCUUCACCGACUACAACGCCGCCAUCGCACACAUUGACGCCAUCGACUACAACGUCGUCGUCAAGGCCAGUGGCUGCGCUGCCGGCAAGGGUGUGCUCAUCCCAUCAAACAAGCAGGAGGCCAAGGACGCCCUCAAGAAGAUCAUGGUGGACCGCGAGUUUGGCACCGCUGGCGAUCAGGUCGUCGUCGAGGAGUUCCUGGACGGCGAGGAGGCCUCUGUCAUGGCCUUCACCGACGGCUACUCCGUUGCCGUGAUGCCCGCAGCACAGGACCACAAGAGAGUGUUUGAUAACGACCAGGGACCAAACACUGGAGGUAUGGGCGCCUACGCCCCCGCCCCAUUCAUUACAGAUCGCAAGGUAGCUUCGCGUACCGGCUUUGGUCCAACUAUGGACCGCGUGCUCGACACAAUCAUCAAGCCAACCGUAGACGGUAUGAGACGUGAGGGCAGACCAUUCGUCGGUGUUCUCUUUGCCGGUUUGAUGGUGUCCAAGUCUGGCGCCAUCAACACACUCGAGUUUAACUGCCGCAUGGGCGAUCCAGAGACACAGGUCGUUCUGCCCCUGCUCGAGACCGAGCUGCUCGAGGUCAUUGAGGCCUGCUGCGACGGUCGUCUCGACAGUAUCGAUAUAAAGUGGAAGCAGGCCUACGCCGUCACCGUCGUGUCUGCCUCUGAGGGCUACCCCGACGCAUACCCAAAGGGCCGCGAGAUCAAGGGCGCCGAUGCCCCAUUCACCGACGACAUGAUGGUGUUCCAGGCAGGUACCACCGUUACCGCUGGCAGCCUCGUCACCAACGGCGGUCGUGUCCUCUCCACCACCAGCAUCAACACAUGUUUGGAGCGCGCCAUCCAGCUGUGCUACGAAGGCAACAAGACCAUCGACUUCCAGGGCAGACAAUUCAGAUCGGACAUUGGCCGCAAGGCACUCAACUUCCUCGAGAACGCCAAGAAGCAGACAUCCGCCGUCUCCUACAGCGAGUCGGGUGUGGACAUUGAGCGUGGAGAUGCCGUCGUCGACAGCAUUGCCCCAAUGGCCAAGGCCACCACCAGAAGCGGAUGUGUCAGCGACCUCGGUGGAUUCGGUGCCCUGUUCGACACAAAGGCCGCCGGCUUCAGAGACCCAAUCCUCGUCUCGGGUACCGACGGUGUUGGCACGAAGCUCAAGAUCGCCCAGGAGAUCGGUCUGCACGACGACAUUGGCAUUGACCUCGUUGCCAUGUGCGUCAACGACGUUUUGGUUCAAGGCGCCGAGCCCCUUUUCUUCCUCGACUACUUUGCAACUGGCCGCAUCCACGUCGACGUUGCCACCAAGGUCAUUGGAGGCAUUGCCAAGGGUUGCAAGAACUCUGGUUGCGCUCUGAUCGGAGGUGAGACCGCCGAGAUGCCCGGUAUGUACAGAGAUGGCGAGUAUGAUCUUGCUGGAUUCGCCGUGGGUGCCGUCGAGCGUGAUCAGAUGCUGCCCAAGAACAUCAAGCCUGGCGAUGUCCUGCUGGCCCUCGCCUCAUCCGGUGUGCACUCCAACGGCUACUCAUUGGUGCGUUACCUGGUCGAGAAGAAGUCCGGUCUGGUCAAUCCAAACGGCGGCUCCGUCUAUGACCUGCCCGCACCAUUCGAGCAGAACAAGACCCUAGGCCAAGCCCUGCUCACCCCCACCCGUCUCUACGUCCUGUCCUGUCUGCAAGCGAUCCGCGCCGGCGGUGUCAACGGUCUGGCUCACAUCACCGGAGGUGGUAUCACCGAGAACCUGCCCCGUGUCCUGCCCAACGGCAUGGACGCCACCGUCGACCUCAACUCCUGGACCCUGCCGCCCGUAUUCCAAUGGCUCAACGCCAUUGGCAAGAUGGAGCAAUUGGAGCUUCUGCGCACAUUCAACUGUGGCAUUGUGAAGAAGGAAGUGAAGCAUUUAGCUUGUCGUAACAAAUCUGAUUCUUCUGAGCAUAACCCAAAGGCCAAGCCAUUGGCUGACCACAAGUUGACGAUCACUAUUUUGGAUUUGGUCCAGCAGGCCAACAACUACAACCAACUCAAGAAGGGAGCUAACGAGGUGACCAAGUCUGUCUCUCGUAGCACUGCUGAGUUUGUUGUGUUGGCUGCCGACGCCGAGCCACUCGAGAUCGUCCUUCACGUGCCUCUAUUGUGUGAGGACAAGAACAUCCCAUACGUGUUCGUUCCAUCCAAGACCGAGCUUGGUCGUGUCUGCAACGUCUCCCGCCCAGUCGUUGCCUGCUCCGUCCUCCAAGACGAGUCGUCCAACCUCAAGUCUCAGAUCAACAACGUCAAGGAUGCCUUGGACAAGCUCUGGAUUGCAUAA